Molecule: messenger RNA, 2676 nt
Organism: Sphaerodactylus townsendi
Lineage: Eukaryota; Metazoa; Chordata; Lepidosauria; Squamata; Sphaerodactylidae
Gene: DRD2
Product: dopamine receptor D2
Exons: 5
Coding region: 15-950 (311 amino acids)
Biological process (GO): adenylate cyclase-activating adrenergic receptor signaling pathway; adenylate cyclase-inhibiting dopamine receptor signaling pathway
Cellular component (GO): glutamatergic synapse; presynaptic membrane
Molecular function (GO): G protein-coupled receptor activity; dopamine neurotransmitter receptor activity, coupled via Gi/Go
Source: RefSeq, a predicted model, not a curated record
ACACAGCUGUGGCGAUGCCCAUGCUUUAUAAUACCCGCUACAGCUCUAAGCGCAGAGUCACCGUCAUGAUUGCGGUGGUUUGGGUCUUGUCAUUCGCCGUCUCCUGCCCACUGCUUUUUGGGCUCAACAACCCAGAGAAGAAUGAGUGUAUCAUUGCCAAUCCUGCCUUUGUUGUGUAUUCCUCUAUCGUCUCCUUCUACGUUCCCUUCAUUGUCACCCUGCUGGUGUACGUACAGAUAUACAUAGUGCUGCGGAAACGCAGGAAGCGUGUCAACACCAAGCGCAUCGCCACCCACGUGGGCCCGGACUCUGACACUCAGGCGCCACUGAAGGACAAAUGCACUCAUCCUGAAGACGUGAGGCUGUGCGCACUCAUCGUGAAGUCCAAUGGGAACUUCCCGGUGAAUCAACGCAAAGUGGAAGCCGUGAAUCACAUUGAAGAGAUGGAACUGGCGACCAGCACUAGCCCUCCAGAAAAAAGCAAACACAACAAAGCACCCACGCUUGGCCACAAUGAAUUAGUCCUGCCGGCCACCUCCAAACAGUGUGCCAAUUCAGGUCUGCAGUCUCCAAUGGACAGCCCAUCACAAGUGGAGAAGAACGGGCACACAACCAACCACCCCAAGGCAGCCAAAGUCUUUGAGAUCCAGACCAUGUUUAAUGGCAAGACAAGGACCUCCCUCAAGACCAUGAGCAGGAGGAAAUUUUCACAGCAGAAGGAGAAGAAAGCCACCCAGAUGUUGGCCAUUGUGCUUGGUGUCUUCAUCAUCUGUUGGCUCCCCUUCUUCAUCACCCACAUCUUGAACAUGCACUGUGACUGCAACAUCCCUCCAGUCAUGUACAAUGCCUUCACGUGGCUCGGCUACGUCAACAGUGCAGUGAACCCCAUUAUUUACACCACCUUCAAUAUUGAGUUCCGAAAGGCCUUCAUGAAGAUCCUCCACUGCUAACUCCCCUGGAUGGCUGGAUGUGUGAACAGCACGGGUCAUACUGCAGGGGUAUUGGAUCUAGAGACAAGCUCACAGAAUUACGUGCCAUACCUUCAUGUUUUGACAGCUGCGGUGGGUCAGCAGUCUUGGCCAAAGGCUGUCUCAUGGGCGAGGUGACAUUUGGACUCAGAGGAAAUGGAGCAAAAGAGUUCAUUUCAAAUGCCACAUUUUGCACUGGGUUUUUAAAAGAAAAAUCUAAGUUAAACUCACACACACACACACACACACACACAUCACUUGUGGCCAACAAGACAUUCCAAGCGUUGGCCCCAAACAGACUUUGCUGACGGCUUCUGCGUUGCCAUUUGCGAUGCAUUUCUCACCAAAGACACUGUCCCCCUGCCUGCUUGGCCCCUCCCAAAAGCCAACGUUCCUGGGAAUCAUGAGCAUCCUCCAGCUGCCCACUUGGGAUUUUAUUGAACUGCUAAAGUCUGGCAUGAGCAGCUCCUUAAAAGCAAUCGUUUAGCCAUCUAUGAACCAGAGGGAAGGGAACCUUCGAAAAACAGAACUUCAGGGCCGAGCGGGAAUACCAUUUCGCCAAUGUAGAUAUGGAUAAAUAGAAUGAAUUGAGCGGAAGCCCAAGACAAAAAAAAUAAAUAAACCAACAAGAUAUCAAAAAUCUUGCUUUGUACAGUAUGCGUUGUAUUUAAUCGGGUCAUCAACAGUCAGAAGCAGCCAUCCCUGGUCCUCUCGAACAGCAUCUUCUCUGAUGAUGGGCCCUUGCGUACGAGUGAACCCAAAACUGGCAGGAGGGAGGGAUGGGAGCCUGUGCAGGACAAAGACCCAGUCGGAGAAUCACAGUUGAGGUCUGGAGAAAGCAGAAUGGGGCUGAGAUUCUAAGGUUGCCUUUGGCUGACGCAUCUCUGCUAGCAAACACAGAAAGCAGCAGCAGGCAGAGAUUUCUUUCAGAGGUGUACUGCCUUGGUAUGCAGUAGAAGAGCCAGAUUUACAUCCAGUAGCACUUUGGAGAACCACAAGAUUUUUGAGGAAUGAGCUUUGAAGAGUCAGAGUUUUGAUUCUGAAAAGCUCAUACUCAAAAUCUGAUGGAUCUCUAAGGUGCUGGGAAAUGGGGUUGAGUUGCAGCCAACUUGUUAUGACCCCAAAGGGUUUUCAAGGCAAGAGUCAAUCAGAGCUGGCUUGCCGUUGCUUGCCUCUUCAUGGCAGAAACUCCUAUCCAAACACUAACCGGGGCUGCCCCUGCUUCUGAGUUCUGACGAGAUUGGGCUAGCUUGUGCCAUCCAGAGUUUUGACUCUUAAAAACUCAUACUCAAAAUCUUGUGGACUCUAAAGGUGCUGCUGGACUCUGGCGCUUAUGAACUUGUGACUCGUCUUUGCUGAAGAACUCUGUGGAGCAGGCAGGCCUAAAGAGUGGAUUUUAUUAUCAGCUGGGCUUCAACUAUUCUCCCAGACUGGGAAGAGGAUGAAGAGCGCCAAGGCAGCAAAAGUGAUCCAUGUUGGAUAGUCAUCUGAUGUGUUUGCCUCAUAUGUGGAGUGCAUGAUGGACUGUGGAAUGCACAAUUCAUUGGAAGAUUAGUUUUGCUUGGGUAUGUGGUGGAGGGACUGUGGCUCAUAGUGACACAACCCUGCUUCAUGUUCAUAAGAUCCCAAAUUCAGCCUAGUUAGAGGAUUUGGGCACCAGGUGAUGAGAAAGACCUUCCUUUAGGGCACAGGUGUCAAACUUGCAGCC